AUGUGUAUAAUGGAUUUUGGCUUAGAUGAAAUUGAAGAAAGCGAACAAGCCGAUAUAUUAAGACUAUUAAGUGCCCCUAAGUUUGAAAGUAGACAACAAUUCUUAAUUGUCAUACCGGAAUACCUCAUUAAACAUCUGCUAAAAAUAAGACAAAUAGCAUUACUCAAUAGUCCAGAGAUCAACUAUUCAAACCCAACUAACUUAAAAAGCCUAAUAUAUGGUUCUCUUCUACCCUAUGAAGAUCCUAUAUUUUAUAAGCAUUAGAUCUUACAAAACAUAGUAAAAAACACAAAUCUGAAAAUAAUGGAGUUGCUUGAUUCCAAAAAAAAAGCAAUCAACGUUAUUAAGAAAAGAGAGAUUCAAAUCUUGAACCACUAGAUCGAGACUUCUAUAAAAAAAUAAACUACCAAAUUUACAUAAAAAAAGAAUUGCCCUCAAUGCCUAUGUAAAAUUAGAGGUUUCAAAGCAAAUGAAGAAUAAAUCAAAACUGCUCAAACACUCAGGUGCAAAGGAUGUAAAGAGUAUUAUCAUUCUUGUUGCAUUCAAAAAUAAUAAUAGGAUAAGUAAAUAAAUUUUAUGUGUCCUGCAUGUCAAUUGUCAUUUGCAAGUCCUUUGGAGAAAGUUAUAUCUGUAUUACAUGAACCAGAAAUUAUAAAUUUGGUAGAUGAAAACAAAGAAAAGACUUUACUAUUUGAAUGCCCCAAUUCUGAAUCAAACUAUCAAAUUCAAAUGAGAUGUCUAUAGAUAGGAAAUGUUGAUAAAUUAACUUGGCCAGAAUCCGGAGAGAUCUAUUUAAAUAACUUAAAAGUGAUAUAGUUUGAUUCGAAAAUGGGUCAAAAGAGUGGUGAAUCUUAUAUUGUUACUUAAUCAGUCAAAUUUGGAUCUACAAAUAAAAUAACAAUACUAUACUAACAGUCUAUUUUUAAAUAGCUUAUGUCAUUGAAUAUUAGUCAGAAAUAACAGACUGAGACUCAAAACUAUUAUCUAUUUGCAGUCUAUAGUGUUAAAGUGUUUAGUCCUAGAGAUUGGCUAUAUGAUUUAUAAAAAGACUAAUCAGUAUCAAUUCAAGAAUCCUCAAACCGAAUUUCAACGUUCAUUAAUUAAAUAGGGGAAACCACAUUAAAGGUUUCUUUACUAGAUAUACAGACUUUGAACCUUAUGAAAAUUCCUGGGAGAGGAUUUAGAUGUACUCACAUUUAAUGUUUUGAUUUAGAAAUAUUUGUUAAAUUAAAUUAAAUAGAAAACAAAUGGAUUUGUCCAAUUUGCUAAUAAAAGUGCCACAAAUUAGUUAUAGAUUAAUUUUAAAAGGCAAUAAUUGAAAAUAUAGUAGAGUAACAAUUGAAAAAGACAGAAAUAGAAUUCGAUAGAGAUGGUAAACUAACAGAACAACUAAUUGAAUAUAAUUAGAAAAGUUCAAAUUUAGAUGAUGAAAUGUAAAUUGAGCUAUGAAACAUAAAUCAAUUCUAGAUGAAAAUUGUUAUUACACAUAUAUGA
Paramecium tetraurelia is the source of this 1494-nucleotide messenger RNA. RefSeq lists its product as uncharacterized. NCBI's taxonomy places the organism in Eukaryota, Ciliophora, Oligohymenophorea, Peniculida, Parameciidae. Gene Ontology annotation, biological process: protein sumoylation. The record is from RefSeq and is a predicted model, not a curated record. The transcript has a single exon. Gene Ontology annotation, molecular function: zinc ion binding; SUMO ligase activity.